Messenger RNA from Salvia hispanica, 1059 nucleotides. RefSeq lists its product as uncharacterized. Gene Ontology annotation, cellular component: membrane; endoplasmic reticulum. Gene Ontology annotation, biological process: lipid homeostasis. NCBI's taxonomy places the organism in Eukaryota, Viridiplantae, Streptophyta, Magnoliopsida, Lamiales, Lamiaceae. The record is from RefSeq and is a predicted model, not a curated record.
GCUUUAGGAGAAGAAGCUAGUAGUAGUACCUUAUAAUGAUCGAAGUAUAGCUAACGUGUUAGUCUCGUGCUCGAUUUUUGAGUUGGAAAUGCGAAAGAGGGCUAUACUAUGAUGUGCUAUAGGCAUAGGGAUCGCGAGUGAGGUUAUGCUGUGAUGCUGUCAACUGAAAGUAGUAAUAUGUUGGAUAGGGAAUAUGUGUCUGCUGAUCUUUUCGUUGUAUACGCAUCUGUAAUCAUCGGAAUCUUCGCCUGCAAAACGGUGUAUGAACUUAGCCAGCUUAUUAGUCCCAUUUACUUCAAAAGCUAUCAUAACCUCACAAAGGGCCUUCAGCUCGAAUGGAGCAACCGGGCCAUGUCGACGUUUCAUGCCAUGUGCAUUGCCACCGUCUCAUUAUACUUCGUGUUGUGGUCGGAUCUUUUCAAGAACGACCCACAGCGCGGUCCAGUCAUUCUUCGUAGCUCAACAGCAUCAAUUUCUGCUUUGGGAGUUUCCGUUGGCUAUUUCCUUUCGGAUCUCAGCAUGAUUAUAUGGCGGUAUCCUUCUUUAGGCGGGAUGGAGUAUGUAGUUCAUCAUCUUCUCUCGUUGGCGAGCGUGGCCUACGCUAUGCUCACGGGUGAAGCACAGAUCUACACGUACAUGGUCUUAAUAUCCGAGGCAACCACGCCUUCUAUCAAUCUGAGAUGGUAUCUCGAUGCAGCUGGAAUGAAGAGGUCGAAGGCGUAUACUAUAAACGGAGUCGUGAUAUUCCUAUCAUGGCUCGUUGCAAGAAUCUUGCUGUUCAUUUACUUGUUUUGGCACUCUUACAUAUAUUACGAUGAGGUGAAGCUGAUGCACGAGAUAGGCGUGGUGAUGAUGCACGUCGUCCCGUUGGUGCUGUCUGUGAUGAACUUGUUCUGGUUCAGCAAGAUCUUCAAGGGGAUGGUGAAAACGCUCAAGAGGGAGUGAAGAAAGCGUGUUUUACUAUGUUUGUAUUUAUAAGAUUAUUGUUGCCUGUGAAUAUUUGGAGGAAGAAAAUCUGAAGCGUUUUUUUCCUGUGAAUAAUUAGGGAAAAAGGCUGAA